UUAAUGUGUCUUACCAUUAUACGGAUACAACUCUAAAUAAUACUUAUAUAUGUAGUCAAUAUUUAUCUUUCCUAAAUUAUUGCCCUAAUCUUGGGUGGAUUUACUGAAAAGAUUCAAAAUUUAUUUCCACCACACAUUCAUGUUUCCUGAAGUCCACUUUAAGCUAUUUCUUCCUUAAGCUAUAUUCCCUAUACAAACCCUAAACCAUCAGCAUUGUACAUAAAAAGAAAGAAGGAAAAAAAAAAAAAACAAAAGCAUUAAAACAUAGAAUGAAGGUGUGGUUCACCAAACUUUCCUCAGCUAUAUGCUUCACGACCCUAUGUUUAUCUCACUUCUCAGAAGCUCAAAAUUCUCCUCAAGACUUUGUGAAUGCUCAUAACGUGAUCCGUGCUGCGGUUAGAGUUGGCCCUCUUGUUUGGAACCGAACUGUGGCUUCUUAUGCUCAAAAGUACGCCGAUAAAAGGAUGAAGGACUGCGAGAUGGAGCAUUCAUACGGACCUUAUGGUGAAAACCUUGCUGAAGGCUAUGGCAACUUGGAUGGUGUUGAUGCUGUCAAAAUGUGGGCUAGUGAAAAGCCUGAUUAUGAUCACAGUUCCAACAGCUGCGUUAGUGGUGGUGAUGAUUGCUUACACUAUACUCAAAUUGUUUGGAGCAAGUCGGUUCAUCUUGGGUGCGGUAGAGCUAAGUGUGCCAAUGGUUGGGUUUUUGUCAUUUGCAGCUAUGAUCCAGUUGGAAAUGUUGAGGGUGAACGCCCUUAUUAACCACCAUUGAUCUGCUUCUUUCGCUCCUUUAAUCUACGCUGUGUUUAAUUUCCUUAUAAGUUAUAGAGAAAAAGGAAUUAUAUAUGAAUGUCGUAACUGUUGUCUUAUCCAGACUAUAUAAUUCAUGUGAA
Gossypium raimondii (Peruvian cotton) is the source of this 892-nucleotide messenger RNA. RefSeq names its product basic form of pathogenesis-related protein 1. The transcript has a single exon. The record is from RefSeq and is a predicted model, not a curated record. Gene Ontology annotation, cellular component: extracellular region. Lineage: Eukaryota; Viridiplantae; Streptophyta; Magnoliopsida; Malvales; Malvaceae. The coding region runs from base 270 to 761 and encodes 163 amino acids.